ACAUCGCAGCGUAGCCUACGUCUUUGGAGCUUCUUUUGUCCUUUAUUUCUAUUUUUUUUUUGUGUGCUUUGGUAAUGAGCUUGCUGGGGGCCUACAAGAAAAAGACCAGUUACGAUGGCUAUGAAUCUUUGCAGUUGGUCGAUAGCGGCGGAGAUAGCUUCAGUAUCGGCAGAGGAAGCAGCAGCAGCGGCGGCAGCGUCACACUGGCAGGCUCCAGAGCGGCCACCCUUGGACCGAAGGCAAUCCCGCUGAGAGAGGAGGACUGCAGCACCAUGGACAGCUCAGAAAUGGAUGCCAAUUAUGGCGGAGGACUGUUGGAUAUGGUGAAGGGAGGCGCGGGGAAGUUCUUCAGCAACUUCAAGGACAACUUGAAGGACACGUUGAAAGACACCUCCACCAAGGUCAUGCAUCAGGUUUCCACGUACACUAAAGGGGAGCUGGACAUUGCCUACAUUACAUCACGGAUCAUAGUGAUGACCUACCCUGCGGAGUCAGUGCAGAUUGGCUACCAGAACCACAUAGAGGACAUUCGGUCCUUCCUUGACAGCCGCCAUGCCGACCACUACACUGUUUUCAAUCUAUCACAGCGCAACUACCGCGGCGCCAAAUUCUCCAAUAGGGUUUCAGAGUGUAAUUGGCCAUCUCGCCAGGCUCCCAGCCUCCACAACCUGUUUGCUGUGUGUAAGAACAUGCACAACUGGCUCAAACAGAAUCCCAAGAAUGUUUGUGUCAUCACCUGCUCGGAUGGCCGUGCUCUCUCUGGUGUUUUGGUUUGUGCCAUGUUCUGCUUCUGCCACCUCUUCAACAACCCAGUUCCUGCCAUGCAGCUGCUCAGCGCCAAGAGACCAGGUUCCGGCCUCUGGCCCUCACACCACAGGUACAUAGGCUAUGUGUGUAGCAUGGUGUCAGAGAAGCCCAGUCUACCCCACUCCAAGCCCUUGAUGAUCAAGGGUCUCACCAUAACUCCGGUCCCCUGCUUUAACAAGCAGCGCAGUGGCUGUCGGCCCUUCUGCGACGUCCUCAUCGGGGAGACGAAGAUCUUCACCACUUCACAGGAGUACGAGAGGAUGAGAGAGCACAGGGUCCAAGAGGGUAAGAUCGCUUUCCCUCUGGGUGUGAGUGUGCAAGGAGACGUUAUUGUUUCAGUCUACCACAUGAGGUCGACCAUCGGAGGACGUCUGCAGGCCAAGGUGUCCAACACCCAGAUCUUCCAGAUACAGUUCCACACUGGCUUCAUUGCGCCUGGUACCACCAUGUUAAAGUUUAACAAACCAGAGCUGGAUGCAUGCGACUCUCCUGAGAAGUAUCCCCAGCUUUUCCAUGUGAUACUGGACGUGGAGGUGGAAGGGGUGGACAAGCAAAAGGACCUGACGCCGCCGUGGGAGCAGUUCCCCGUUAAAGACCUCAACCCCAACGUGCUCUUCUCCUGCCACCAGGAGCACCAGGACGCACUGGCUAUCGCUGAGCCAAGUCGGCCCCACGGAGGUCCAGACGGUCGGGGCCACGGCGAGGAGAGCGAGCCCUCGGAUGAUGAUAUGCUCUCUCUCUCCAGCCAGCGAAGCAACGCCAGCACGGCCCCCCAGAAACUCGACCCUUCUGCGCCGAUGCCUGCCACCUCUGCACCCGCUGAAGAAAUGGAUCUUCUUGGCCUCGAUGGGGAGGAGAUCAACUGUCCUUCAUCUCAGCCCCCGUCUGCUGCAGCCGCAACCACUGACCUCCUAGGGGACUUGUUCGGGGGCCCACCCCAGCCAACCAGUGGGGCCUCAUCUGCCCAGUCCACACCACAGAAAGUAGUCCUAAACACUGCCUCGCCAUGUCCCUCUCCUGCGCCAUCAGGUUUUGAUCCCUUUGGGACGGGUCCCAUGCCUAAGCCUCAGGACAUGAUGGGUUCAUUCCUUGGAGCAGGUAAUGUGGGGCAGCCAGACCCCUUCCUGCAUGCUACACGCUCUCCAUCACCCACCCUGCAGCCUACAAGCUUGGGCCGGGGUUCCCCAGUCCCGCCCGCCACCCCAACCGUCAACAUUCAGCAGCUAAAUGCAAAGGGAGGAUGGGACUGGACCAGACCUGCUACUACAAGCACAGGCUUUGGUAUGGGCAGUCGGUCAGCAACUACAAGCCCCACAGGCUCGGUCCACAGCACCCCCACCCACCAAACCCAGCCAAACACCCUGGACCCGUUCGCUGACUUAGGCAACCUCGGGGGAAGCCUUGGAGCAGGUUCUGGCUUUUCCAGCAAACCCACCACUCCUACUGGAACUGCCCCUUCCGUCCCUCCCAUGGGCUCCCCAUCGCGACAUCCUCCGUCUCCCCAGCACGCAGAAGGGUGGCAGUCCCACACAGGAGCCGGCUUCCCCUCGUGGCAGCCAGGUGCUGGAGGCGGUGGAGGAUGGCCACAUCAAGGACAGGGCCCUGCCCCGCAGCCAAAGCCCAGCCCCAGCCACACCCCCAUACCUCACACAUCGCCCCAGAACCGACCCAACUACAAUGUCAGCUUCUCUGCAAUGGGAGGGGGCUCGCCCAGCGCAGGGGGCAAAGUACAGGCUUCCAUGGGUUCUAAGCCCAAAGCCUUUCAUGCCAACUUUGAUGACCUGCUGUCUGGUCAGGGCUUUGCAGGGGCCAAAGAGAAGAAAGGGCCCAGGACUAUAGCAGAGAUGAGGAAGGAGGAGAUGGCCAAAGAGAUGGACCCUGAGAAAAUAAAGAUUCUGGACUGGAUCGAGGGGAAGGAGCGUAACAUCCGUUCUCUACUGUCCACCAUGCAUACUGUGCUGUGGGAGGGAGAGACGCGCUGGAAGCCUGUGGGCAUGGCUGACCUGGUUACUCCAGAACAGGUCAAGAAGGUCUACCGCAAAGCUGUCCUGGUCGUCCAUCCAGAUAAGGCGACAGGACAGCCCUAUGAACAAUAUGCCAAGAUGAUUUUCAUGGAACUAAAUGACGCCUGGUCAGAAUUUGAUAGCCAAGGACAAAAACCCCUCUACUGAAUAAAUAGUGAGAGGAAGUGAGCGAGGAGAGGAUGUCCUGAUUAUGUCAUCCAAUCCUAAAAAUGUGUCCCCACUUCUUAUCAACAUACUACAGCCGUUCCCUACAACAUCUGCCUUUAUACCUGUGCUUUGACCCAUACUUCUCUUCCCACAAACAAACAUAGAACAUCCUGUUGAUCUGCAAAUAUGGAAAAAGACUUACAGAGCUCCAGUGACCAACGGUGUGACUGAACAAAUGACUCCCCGUAGCUAAAAUGUACCUAUCUAAGGUAUGUAUGCGGUGCAAUGUAGUCCUUCCUUGUUGAGUGUCCUUAGCCCUGAAAAAAACCACCAAUCAAAGCAGAGUCACCGGCACGUCUAGAAAAAACAAAAGAAACGCUUGAUUCAGAGGAGACAGAUCAAAAGAGAGCGUGAUAAGAGAAAAACACAUCAGGGAGUAAACUGAUCAAGCAGACUGCUCAAAAUAAGGGAUUCAGAGCACCAGAUAGUCUGUAGGGCACAAAUAAGCAUUUAACAUCAAUCAAGCCACUUACCCACAAAACAUUCUGUUGUACUUUGUGCGGAAAUUGAAUCCAUGAUCAGUUCUGUCAUAUCAAAUUCACGCUUCUUCAUGGAAUUGAAUGUUCUCAGAAGAACAGAUAAGAGAAGAAGCGUUAAGUUACGAUAUGUUUUUCACUGACAAACCUGUUUUCCAUCCAAAACAAGCGGAGGUAAACAUUAACAAUCAAAUUUAAAAAGUGCAAAAAGAAUUAAAGCAAAUUGCUUUUAACAGUAACUCUGAUUACAGGUUGGCUUCCAUCUCCAUUAGCCUUAUUUAUUAAGUCUGCUGAGGAUAAUUGAAAAUGAAAAUUAUGGGGCUCUACAAUAAAAACUGCGACAAUUUCAGUUUCUGAGUUAAUAUUCAUAUGACAGAUUAACAAAAAGGUGUUUGUACUGUAGGAGAAUGCUUUUUCAUUGGUGUGUCUGAUGUAAUCAAGCCUUGUGUGUUUCCAAGUCUGCAGGGAACUGAGGAUUGUAUACUGUAUUUUAGGAUGAGCACAUUCCAUACAUGACAUGUACAGUUCCAUACAUGAAGCACCUCGAGGCCUCAUGUGUACUCACUCGUACAGUAACAUGUAUUUUUGCGAGGGAGCUCUGUGAAAGCACAAACUUUUACUCGGUACAGCGUUGAAGGAAAGCCAUUGUUAUUUAUAUGUUCAUCUUCAUUUUGUUGUUUUGUUUAUCAGACCUGCUGCAUUUUUGUGGUUUAAAUGAACUGCACAUGUCAUCAGCUAACUUAUGUAAAGGACAUGUUUGGGAUAUUUUAGACCAUUAUAGUUUAACUCAUUAACUGACUGUCAAGCAAAACACGGGAAUCAUUUGUAAGACUAUAUCACAAUUUUUGAGUGUAUAACUUUUUAUAGUCUGCAAUAACUUUUUCCAAACAACAGAAGUGACGCUUGUGUGCUGCUGUCGUUACAAACUUCCCACAAUGCAAAAAGAAUCGUGGGUUGAUUUUACAAAGAUGGGAAAUGUUCUCAUACUGUAAGAUAAUAUAUCGUAAUGAUUGAAUUUUGUGCUUUACUGGAUCUCACUUCUUCAUAUCUCAAAUUCUUCAUUUCACUCAGAUCCUACAUAUAUAUGCUGUCAUUACAACACUGAUUUGCAAUGAUUGCAACAUGUUUUUUUGUUGAAUUACUUUAUGUAAUUUGUUUACGUUUGAGAGACAUUUCUGUCACAGCACUGACACUUUUAUUUAUAAUGAUCAUGCAGCUUUUUGUCUGGAUGAGUAAUACUGACACUAUUUCAUAUCAACACACAUGGCUGUAUGUGUUGCAGGUUUGUAAUAGUUUAAAUCUAGAAGAGAUAUGAAUUUUUUCCAAAUAAUUUCACUGAUAUAUGGAAAUUGACUCCUAAGAUUUUCUCCUUGUGGAAAAAAGUAUUUCACACUCCUGGGAUGAAGUCCAUGGGCAAAUGACAAACAUGCAAAAACAGAACAAAAUGUAUUUACUGAUUAGCAAGUCGAAACUGAAGCAAUUCUGAAUUUAUUUUAGGGGUUUGACAGGAAACUCAUAUGAUCUUAUAACAUCCUUCUAACAACAGAGCUUUACUGUAAAGUGCUGUUGUAUUCUGAUGUAUGACAUCUGUUAUAAAAAAAAUGUGUUUAAAGUCCAUUUAGCAGAAUAUUUGCCUUCACAUUUUCAUAAACUUCUUUAUACCGUUUUCAUGCUGUCAUUCUCUCUGUUUUCGCGAUAUAGAUUUUUAACCAUGUUAAUGUUUUUCCCUUUGUUGGACUUCAUUAUUGCCCAGGAUUCCCAGUUUGUUCAUCUGUGUUGAGGAUGUUUACUACACUGACCAGUGGAAAAAGAUUAUGACUGCUCUAAAGCGCUGUUUCUUCAACUGGACAGAGCGUCUUGACUAAAAUGGGUCCCUGAAGAAGACUCUUGGUCUCAUGUUGAAAAUGUUAAACUCUAAUCUAGAGGCCACUGCUUUCUUUGGCGACUUAUCAAACACAGGAAGUAUGUAGUAUGUGCUUCUGUGCUCUAUUUACACCGAGGACCUACAUGUGAAAUAACCCUCAUAAGCUCCCUCGCUGACUGAAUUCUCUAUCUGAAAUCGUACGGCUAUGUUAAAAAACUAACCUCUCUAUAUUGUAGUCAAUGGAUGUGUGUUGUUUGAAGUCGUGGUAUGUAUGAAUACAGAAUUGGAUACAGACUACUGUACGUUAUGUGUUUGCCUGUCUGCUGUUCAAGUAUUACUAAACUGUGUAAAAAUGAUGUUCAUGUGUUCCUUUUCAGGUCUGUUUACCAUUACAGGAUGUACAUAAUGAUCAAGUGCGGUGCACAAAAAUAAAUAGUAAACAGAAAACAGAGGCAGCAUUCAUCAGA
Perca flavescens (yellow perch) is the source of this 5845-nucleotide messenger RNA. It is a transcript of the gene dnajc6, whose product is annotated as DnaJ (Hsp40) homolog, subfamily C, member 6. Gene Ontology annotation, biological process: clathrin-dependent endocytosis; synaptic vesicle uncoating. The transcript has 18 exons. Gene Ontology annotation, cellular component: postsynaptic density; cytoplasm; vesicle. Lineage: Eukaryota; Metazoa; Chordata; Actinopteri; Perciformes; Percidae. The record is from RefSeq and is a predicted model, not a curated record. The coding region runs from base 75 to 2978 and encodes 967 amino acids. Gene Ontology annotation, molecular function: clathrin binding.